GCGAGACCGCGCCCGCCGGGCGCCCUGCCGCGCCAUGGAGAGCUACUGGGACGGGCCCGAGGGCCAGGAGUGCCCGCGCCGCACCUGGCUCACCACCCGCCUCGGCGCCGCCGCGGGUCUGGUGGCGUCGGCCUACCGCAUCGUUCUGCUGCAGCCCAGCUCGGCGCUGGCGGCCUUGCAGAUGGCGGCCACGGACAGCGUGACCAUGGCUACACUAGGAGCAGUGUUUGGUGUGACUACCUGCCUCAGUGCUCAAAUCCGAGAGGAACCAGAGGAUCCUUUGAAUUAUUUCAUAGGAGGCUGUGCAACAGGAGCUGUCUUAGGUGCCAGAGCCCACAGUUACAUGACUGGAACCACUGCGUGUUUGGGUUUUGGAGUUACAGCUGCUUUAAUGAAGAUAGGUAAAAAGGAGGGCUGGAGGCUCACAGGACCUCCCAAGCUGUAAAUGUAGCUUUUCUUCCCUCCAAGUUAUCCUUUAAAUGUUCUGUGUAAUAAGACAUUGUGCAAUAAAGAUACUGUCAAAUCAA
Messenger RNA from Dromaius novaehollandiae (emu), 527 nucleotides. It is a transcript of the gene NDUFA11, whose product is annotated as NADH:ubiquinone oxidoreductase subunit A11. The record is from RefSeq and is a predicted model, not a curated record. Lineage: Eukaryota; Metazoa; Chordata; Aves; Casuariiformes; Dromaiidae. The transcript is spliced from 4 exons. Gene Ontology annotation, biological process: mitochondrial respiratory chain complex I assembly. The coding region runs from base 35 to 445 and encodes 136 amino acids.